Messenger RNA from Coturnix japonica (Japanese quail), 2047 nucleotides. RefSeq names its product prostate transmembrane protein, androgen induced 1 (gene PMEPA1). Gene Ontology annotation, molecular function: R-SMAD binding. NCBI's taxonomy places the organism in Eukaryota, Metazoa, Chordata, Aves, Galliformes, Phasianidae. Gene Ontology annotation, biological process: negative regulation of transforming growth factor beta receptor signaling pathway. Gene Ontology annotation, cellular component: early endosome membrane; Golgi membrane. The record is from RefSeq and is a predicted model, not a curated record.
CUGGCGGAGACGCGCGGCCGCGUCCCCGUGGCCGUGAAUGAGCGCGGGGGGCGGAGAGCGGAGAACGGGGAACGGGGAGCGGGCGGGCCGCGAUGUGCAGCGAUGUGCCGCUCCGCCGAGCCCCACAAAAGUGAGGGGCUGCCGCGGGUCGGGCCCAGCACUGCGCCGGCCGGGCCGGAGGGGGCGCGGAGCCGAGCCGGGCGGAGCCGAGCCGGGCAGAAGCGCCUUGGGCAGGAGGCGCUGCGGGGGGCGCUGCGCUGCGCUGCGCUGCCGUUGUGAUUUCCAAUUUUUAAUCGCAGCUGCAUUGCCCUCCCCCGCCCCCCCCCGCGCCGAGGAGGAGCCCCGGCUUUAUGUGCUGCUGCCCGGGGAGCGCUCGGCGGCCCUGAAGUGCUUUUUGUAUGUGUGUGUGUUAGUGUGUGUGUGUGAGUGAGUGUGAGUGUGUGUGAGUCGCCGUCGCCUCCUUUUUAUUUUUUAUUUUUUCCUUUUUUUUUUUUUUUUUUUUAAAUGUAUAACUUAAUGGGUCUGAACAGCACGGCCGUCGCUAUUCAGCCCAAUGUGUCCUGCACAUGCAACUGCAAAAGGUCUUUGUUCCAGAGCAUGGAGAUCACGGAGUUGGAGUUUGUACAGAUAAUCAUCAUCGUGGUGGUGAUGAUGGUGAUGGUGGUGGUGAUCACCUGCCUGCUGAACCACUACAAACUCUCUGCGCGAUCCUUCAUCAGCCGGCACAGCCAAGGGAGGCGGAGAGAUGAGAAUCUGUCAUCAGAGGGCAGCCUGUGGCCGUCGGAAAGCACUGUGUCAGGGAGCGGGAUGGCCGAGCAGCAGAUCUACACCCCGCGGCCCAGCGAGCGCCUGGCGGUGCCGUCCUUCCUGCAGCGGGACCGCUUCAACAGGUUCCAGCCCACCUACCCCUACCUGCAGCACGAGAUCGACCUGCCCCCCACCAUCUCGCUGUCGGACGGCGAGGAGCCCCCCCCGUACCAGGGACCCUGCACGCUGCAGCUGCGCGACCCCGAGCAGCAAAUGGAGCUCAACAGGGAGUCGGUGCGCGCACCCCCCAACAGAACCAUCUUCGACAGUGACUUAAUAGAUAACUCGGUGUAUGGGGGGCCGUGCCCCCCCAGCAGUAACUCUGGCAUCAGCGCGACCUGCUAUGGGAGCAAUGGCAGGAUGGAGGGACCGCCCCCCACAUACAGUGAGGUGAUCGGGCACUACCCCGGAGCCACGUUCUAUCAGCACCAGCAGAACAACAGCGGGGUGCCCGCACUGCUGGAGGGCAGCAGACUCCAUCCCUCACAAAUCAAUGGCCUUGAGAGCACAACGGCGUGGAACAAAGAGAAGGAGAAACAGAAAGGGCACCCGUUUUAAAAAUAUAAAGGGGGAGUGGGGGGGAAAGAAAAAAGGAGAAAAAACAAAGCCAAGGGAGUGGAACAGUCUGCACUUGUGGUGAAAAGGAAGAAGGAGAGGGACUGGGAGCUGAACAAGAUGAGCAAAGGAAAGAAAAACUAACGCCCUUCCCCAUCUCUCCAUGUAUAAAUAUUUACCUGUGAUGUCUGGUCUGAAUGCACAAGCCCACAAAGCUUGCAGAAGCGUUUCUUCGUUGAGCUGUCUUUGGCGUUUAAAGAGGAAAAAGAAAACAAGGGUAGCCCUUUUUUUUUCUGUUGUUGUUGUUGUUGUCGUUUGGUUUCUGUUGUAGUUGAGCUGUGUGUGAAUGCUGGUCUGGUUUCGUUUGAUUCCUUCACUUAACUUUAAAGACAAAAUAUUUGCACAGAAAAACAAAAAAAAGAAACAAAAAGAAAAAAAAAAACAAAAACCACAAAAACGUUUUGUUUAAAGAUCUGCAAUAUAAAUAUAUAAAUAUAUAUUAAGAAGAAGAGAAGAGCGGUAUGUGGACGGAGCUGGAGUAUUUUUGUAUUAGAAGAGGCCUAUUCAAAAAAAAAAAAAAAAACACACAAAAAAACCCAUACAAAAAAAAAAUAGUUGUUUUCUGAACUAGAAGAGAAAUGGCCGUUUUUUGGGUGCCGACUCAAAGCGCGUGGAUGGCGACGUG